AUGAAACUGUCAAGACCAUUUUCGUCCACCUCCUCCCCUCUCCAAAAAGCAGCGCCAUACUUGAAGAGUUCAAACUCCAUUGCGUCCGCCAAAGAGCUUCAUGCUCAUCUCAUCAGAACUCAAAAACACUCUGACCCUUUUGUUAUUUCAGACGUUAUUAGAUUCUACUCUCUCUUUCCGACGUCUCUACACAAGGCCCUUGUUGCUUUUAAUCAAACUGAACGACCAACAUUGCCAAUUUGGAAUUACAUGAUUCGUGGGUUGUCUAAGAGUCAUCGACCCAUUGAAGCACUCCACAUGUAUGACAGAAUGCGUCAACAAGGAUUCCCUGGAAAUAACCUCACUUUCAUUUUCAUCUUUAAGGCUUGUUUACAGCUUUCAGAUAUUGUACUUGGACGUGCAGUUCAUGUUAAUGUUCUGAAACUUGGGUAUCAGUCCUACUUGUAUGUCUGUAAUGCUUUGAUUUAUAUGUAUGGUUCUUGUGGUGAUUUAGUUGGUGCUGGAAAGGUGUUUGAUCAAAUGUCUGAGAGAGACUUAGUAUCAUGGAACUCAUUGAUUUGUGGGUAUAGUCAAUGUAAUAGAUAUCAUAAAGUAUUGGGUCUUUUUGCUUCUAUGCAGGCAGAAAAUGUGAAGGCGGACGCAGUGACUUUGGUGAAAGUACUACUAGCUUGUAGCUAUUUAGGGGAUUUUGACACUGCGGAUUUUGUGGCGAAGUAUAUAGGGGAUAGUUGUGUGAGAAUUGAUGUAUACUUGGGAAAUACAUUGAUUGAUAUGUAUGGUAGACGUGGAUUAGUUAUCUUAGCUGAAGAAGUUUUUGCUGAGAUGGAGGAGAAAAAUGUGGUUUCAUGGAAUGCCAUGAUAAUGGGGUAUGCUAAAGCAGGGGAUUUAACGGCUGCAAGGGAACUUUUUGAUAAGAUGCCCAACAGAGAUGUGAUUUCUUGGACUUCUAUGAUCACAGGAUAUUGCCAAGCUAAUCGAUCUUCAGACGCUAUUGCACUUUUCCAAGAGAUGAUGGCAAUUAGGGUUAAGCCUGAUGAAGUCACAGUUGCUAGUGUGCUUUCUGCUUGUGCACGUUUAGGUACAUUUGAUGUGGGUAAGGCAGUACAUGAUUAUGUUUGUCAGCAUGACAUUAAAAUGGAUAUUUACGUGGGGAAUGCACUGGUGGAUAUGUACUGCAAAUGUGGAUCUGUUAAUACAGCCUUGGAAGUGUUUUUGAGCAUGAGGAAAAAGGAUAUUGUUUCUUGGACUUCGAUAAUCUCUGGCCUUGCAGUGAAUGGAUUUCAUGAUAAUGCUAUUCAGCUCUUCUCGCAGAUGUUAAGAGAAGGUUGUAAGCCAACUCAUGGUACUUUUAUUGGCGUACUACUUGCUUGUGCUCAUGCAGGUUUGGUGGACAAAGGUUUGGAAUACUUCGAGAGUAUGGAAAAACAUCACGGAUUGGUGCCAGAAAUGAAGCAUUAUGGAUGUAUUGUUGAUUUGUUUUGCCGAUCUGGUAAUUUAAAUAGAGCAUUUGAGUUUAUAAAUCUUAUGCCUAUGGCGGCAGAUGUGGUUUUGUGGAGAAUGUUGCUUAGUGCUUGUAAACUCCACGGUAAUCUGGUUCUGGCUGAAAUUGCUGCAAACAAACUUCUUCAAUUAGAUCCUGAUAAUGGUGGUAAUUAUGUUCUGUCAUCAAGCACUUACGCCACUGCAGAGAGGUGGGACGAUGCGAUGAAAAUAAGGCAAUUGAUGGAUGAGGGUGCAGUACAGAGGCCACUAGGCUGGAGUUCAAUUGAAGUAGAUGCGAUUGUCUAGCAUUCAAUGAACCACGUCUUGGAAAUGUAAAGUACCUGAAACAAAGGUUUCUUUCACAUGGUACUAUUUGCAUAGAUUAUCACGAGAUCCAGCA
This is a messenger RNA of Solanum verrucosum, 1882 nucleotides long. RefSeq names its product pentatricopeptide repeat-containing protein At2g22410, mitochondrial-like. NCBI's taxonomy places the organism in Eukaryota, Viridiplantae, Streptophyta, Magnoliopsida, Solanales, Solanaceae. The record is from RefSeq and is a predicted model, not a curated record. Gene Ontology annotation, molecular function: RNA binding; protein binding. The transcript has a single exon. Gene Ontology annotation, biological process: RNA modification. Bases 1 to 1788 code for a protein of 595 amino acids.